AUGUCGACUGCUGGCACUGUUCCGGUCGAGUCCAAGACUGCAAAGAAGCGCAAAGCCAAAGCUGAAGCUGCGGCUGCUAACGGUGAUGCCGUGACUCCGACCGUCGAAACUGCUCCUGCUCCCGAAACCCAUCCUACUACGAAUGGUGUCGAUUCCCAUGCGGAGAGCCCGUUCAUCAAAGAACUGACAAAGAAUAUCCGCAACCUGCACAAGAAGAUUGCUGCUUCCGCCAAAGCUGACGCCGUCAUAAGUGAAAAUCCCAAUGUCUCCCUCGACGAUCUUGUUGCACAGAAGAAGCUCAACGCCGAUCAAAAGAACCAGAUUCUGAAAAAGCCUGGCCUCCAGAAUCAGGUCGCCCAACUCGAAGAACAGCUCUCCCACUUCCGCGCUUUCGCUCAGGAACUUGAAGAAAAGGCCGCCAAAGAGAAGUCAAAGUUGAUCGAAGCACACGAGGCCGAGAUUGCAACUGUAAAGGAGAAGGCGCUGCAAGAGAUCGAAGAUAUCAAAACAAAGGCUGUUGAAGAUGGCCUACGAGUCAUCACACACUUUUUGCACACGGCCGCGUCAAAGCGUCAGUCCGAAGAGGCAGAUACCGAAGAGGGUCGUGCUUUUGAAGGCGCUCUCCUCCUGGUCUAUCAAGGGAACGAGUCUUCACUUUCGACACUGCAGAGUCUCAUCUAUGGUACAGACGAGAAAGUCCCAGACGUCCAUGGUGAACCACUCGACUUCACUUUCGCACAGAUCAAAGAGUCUGCCUUGCAGAGUGCCCCAGAUGCGGUGCAAAGCACGGAACCAGAAGUUGCAGAGGUGGUCGAGGAAAAAGAAGCUACAACCGCUGCAGCAGAAUUAGGAAUUGACAACACGGUGGCCAAUGCUGGUCUGACUGAACUUGCCGAUGCUACUGCUAUCCAGACUGACGAGACCGUCAAUGAAAUUGCUGAGCCUGAGGUUACUCCCUCUAUCCCAGAACAGAUCACAACUGGAGAAGAAGCCGCAAAUGCGGUCGCUGAGGCAUGGGACCCGCAGGCAUCCAUGGUGACCGAUACCAGCGCUGCCAACGAAGAAUGGGUCCAAGUGCCUCGUGUUCCUGCAGAGACUGAGACGGGUCUUGCAGCUACUCCUGCCGCAAUCCAAUCCAACAGCUGGGCCGAAGAAGUGGGCGCUGCUGCCAUCACUGCCGAGGAAAAGCCUGCUCAGGAGAACGAUGGAUUUGAGCAAGUGCGCCGUGAACGGGGCCGGGGCCGGGGCGGACGCGGUGGACGCGGCGAGUUUAGAGGACGCGGUCGCGGAGGGCGAGGAGAUGGUCAUCGUGGCGGCGGUGGUCGAGGAGGACCGAGAGGCGGUCGCGGCGGCGGCGGAGGUGCAUCCCGAGGCGAGAACAAGAGCUAG
Molecule: messenger RNA, 1389 nt
Organism: Fonsecaea multimorphosa CBS 102226
Lineage: Eukaryota; Fungi; Ascomycota; Eurotiomycetes; Chaetothyriales; Herpotrichiellaceae
Exons: 2
Coding region: 1-1389 (462 amino acids)
Source: RefSeq, a predicted model, not a curated record